Molecule: messenger RNA, 2324 nt
Organism: Trichobilharzia szidati
Lineage: Eukaryota; Metazoa; Platyhelminthes; Trematoda; Strigeidida; Schistosomatidae
Source: the annotation of a GenBank genome assembly
CUGAAAUGACCUUGCGCGUCAUUCGAAUUGUAACGUGUUUUUCGUUCUUUUCAAGUCUACAUAACCUAAGUUAGUUGUAACUGUUAUUAUUAGUUUUGUCUCUAUCAUUUUCAACCAUAAUGGACUACCAUCCGGUGGAAGCAUCAACUCCAUUCACAGUAGCAACAUAGUGUUAACAUACCACUUACUACAAACUACAUAUAAUUAAUACUAACACCACUCCUUCUGGAGUCAACCAAAACUACGGCAAUCAAGUUGCGGAACAAACUGCAUAAAAGAUUACCGGAAACAAGGAACCCUAACCUCACAACCAAGAAGCGAAUACAAAGAAAUCAAAAUGAUUUACAAUAGCUUGUAAAAGCUAUAUUGGAUAUUGAAAGUUAUUUCAAACUAACAUACAGUCAGGAUUUUUGGAGACCUCAGUGGGAUUGCCGAAAGAAGCAUAAUUAGAAGACCAGAGUCUUUACCUUGUGUCAUUCACCAAAAAUGGAUGUACAUUGUAUCACUCAAUUGAUCGGAGAGUUUCAAUUAACCUCAGAUAAACAGAAUGCUGAUGUAGGCGAUUACCUUUUGGGUGAUGAAUUCCCUAAGUCAUGGAACAUAGACAAAUUGAGUCUGCCUCCGAAAUCAAUACCCUUACUUAAAUACAAACUGAUAGAUGAAGAAGAAGAGGAAAGCGUUUCACUUUCAACAAGUCACAUUUACGCGAAUGGUCCUCUUUCAAGAAGUCACACACUGCCUGCACAAUUUAAAUCUCUCAAAUGUUUAACAAAAGGAAAUUCAAAAACUGUUUAUGAAGCAACUUUAAGAGUUACAACUGAAGGUGGAUUCAAUUUUUCACCUGGCGACAGUAUCUCCAUAUUUCCAGAAAACGAUCCAUACACUGUAUCAUGGUUGUUAAACCGCCUAGAUCUAGACAGUUUGAAGAACGCGGAUACACCCUUUAUCGUAGAAGCCGUGGAUACAAAAGCACGAAAUCUCCCGUCUUGGUUAAUUUCUGGUCAUUCAACUUCAUUGCGGUUUUUAUUGACAUAUUGCUGUGAAUUGUACAUACCAAUAAGUCGUCGGAUUUUGAGAAUUUUGGCAGAGUACUGUGUUGAUGAUGAAACUAAUUCUGUUAGUUUUGACAGACAACGAAACCGACUGUUAGAGUUUGCAAGUCAAGAGGGAAAGAAUAUGUUUGAAAUGUAUAUUGUAAAGCCACAACUUAAUCUUAUGGAUAUUCUCUACAUGUUUCCAGCGUGCCGGCCACCAUUUAUUCGCCUAUUAGAAAUUCUACCACGCCUGCAACCGCGUUCCUAUACACUGAUUAAUUUAUAUGAUGAUCAAGCAUUAUCCGACGACCAACAAGAUUUAACGUUUAUUUUCACCAGAGUAGACUUUGAGCAUAAUAGCAAUAACAACAACGAUUCUGCUGUAAGCAGAUUACGUUACCCGCAUCGACAUCAUGGCACGUGUAGUGGUUGGUUAGAAAGAAAGUGGCUCAGUGUUAACCGACCUAUUGGUGGUGACCAUGAUCAUCUUCACAUGGAAGACACUUCCACACGCACAGAUAUACCGAUUAUCCACAUAUAUUUACGUCAAAAUUUAACACAAUUUUAUCUACCUGAAGAGGAUGCCCAACAACCAGUUAUUAUGAUUGGUGCUGGCAGUGGAAUAGCACCGUUUAUCAGCUUUAUAAGACAACGUAAACGUGACUGCUGUAAGACGGGAUCGUCAACCAAUAACUUAUGGUGGUUAAUCUAUGGAUGUCGUUCUCCAACAACUAGUCUUCUCUUUAAAGAAGAAUUAUCAGAUGCUGUCAAUACUAAACUGUUAAAACAUUUAUGCCUUUGUUUCUCCAGAGAUACUAUCAAUUCAGCAGAUGACAAAUAUACUCUUGCCGACCUGCCAUCAGUAUUAUGCGAACAAGCUUGUUUCCCCUUAAAAUCACAUUAUGUUCAACAGUGUAUCCACCAUACUGACUCCGCUAGCAAUACUAAUCCAUCUGACCAUGAUAUUGAAUUAAUGCAUCUUGUUUAUGAUCGUAACGCAAAGAUAAUGGUUUGUGGUGAUGCACGUGGUUUAGCCACCGGGGUUUUCCAAGCUUGGAUCAAGUUAUUAGCUAUGAAACUUCACUGGGUACAAACAAGUAAUUGGUGUACAUAUACAGAGUUAACUAGUGAAGAAUUGAAAAACGCUCAGAUGUAUCUGCAAGAAAUGCGUAAAUCUAAACGCUAUCAAGAAGAUGUUUGGUUGUGAAGAUGUUAUAUAUAUAAUUAAUGCUGAUGGUUACUUUGUUGCUCUGUACAAAUGAAAGCAUAGCUAUUAUUAUUUUUUAAAGA